Molecule: messenger RNA, 1375 nt
Organism: Tripterygium wilfordii
Lineage: Eukaryota; Viridiplantae; Streptophyta; Magnoliopsida; Celastrales; Celastraceae
Product: melanoma-associated antigen 1-like
Exons: 8
Coding region: 370-1080 (236 amino acids)
Cellular component (GO): nucleus
Source: RefSeq, a predicted model, not a curated record
AGCGACGACAGUCUUUCUCUCUCGCGAACAGUCAUUCUCUGCUGCAAAUCUCAGACUCUCUCGUCCGUCCUCAUCACCAGGCCUCUCUACGAGCGGAUUAGGAACUGGGAUUUUUCUGCAUUUUUUUUUGGAGGGGGGAGGUUGUAUUUUGCCAUCCGUGUUUCACCAGUAGUGUUGUUUUGGCUCCAUUUCUACUGGUUGAUAAUUCUUCAAUCAAAGAAUUGAAGGGCGGUUCUCUCUCUGUCGAUUUUUUUGGCAGCCUAACCUCGUAGAUAUCGGUCUCGAAAAUUCUCGUUUGAUCUCCUCUCUGAUCGGUUCUCUUCCAGCGCCAGCGGCUUGUUUUUCCUCACAUCGGUUUCGGGUUCAGUCAUGAUGGCUACUGGAAAUGAAGAUUUAUCUCAAGUUGAUCUGUCUACAGAGGAGAAAGACAAGCUUGUGGCCGAAGUAAUCCGUUAUGUUCUUUUUAAGACUCACCAGAAUUCGGGUUGUCCAAUUAAAAGAGAGGAGCUUACUCAGAUUGUUACCAAAAACUACCGUCAGCGGAGUCUUCCUGCUCUUGUGAUAAAUGAGGCCAUAAAGAAACUCUCCAGCAUCUUUGGCUAUGAAAUGAGGGAGCUUCAAAGGUCCCGCCCUUCCACUGCGGCUCAGGGUCACUCUUCCCAACAAAGUAAUGCUGAUGCAAAAUCUUAUGUUAUCAUAAGUCAACUCCCUGCUGAAAUAUACGGGAAAUAUGUUGAGGAUGUAAAUACAGCUCAUCUGACUGGAUUUACUUUUGUUGUAAUUAGUAUUGUGCACCUUUCUGGUGGAAAAAUCCUGGAAGAAACUCUUUGGCGUCAUCUGCAUAGGAUGGGAUUGCAUGAAACUGAUGAAAGUCAUCCAGUUCUAGGAAACAUCAAGCAGGCAUUGGAGACCCUGGUGCAGCAAAGAUAUUUACAGAAAGGCAAACUUAGUGGUCCUGAAGGCAAUACUUCUGGUUAUGAGCUAGCCGAGAGAGCUCUAGAUGGGCCAGUUAGUGACAGAAUUAAAGAUUAUGUAUCAAAGGUUGUCAAGAAAGAUGUUGCUGCUGUGGAUAUCGAUUAGCAGUAUACAAGGGAGUGGUCCUGUGCGUGACAUUAUUUGCCGGAAGCCGAUUGUGCAUGGCAAUAAUAGACAUUGCCAACAUCAGAUCAUGUACUUAUUUUUGCAAGACGCCUAGCUACGCACAGUAGAUUGUCAUGUGUAUCAAUUGCCUGGGUCGGUGGCUAUCUAUGGAUCUCUUGACCAGUGUUGUGUAAAUAUGAGCGUUAAAGAUAAUGUGAUUUUGAGUUUUCAUGCACCAACUAACGUCCCCUUAAUUGCAGAGAGGGAGAGAACCUUAUAAAAUAUAAGUUGCGUU